Messenger RNA from Plasmodium gallinaceum, 456 nucleotides. Its product is annotated as conserved Plasmodium protein, unknown function. Lineage: Eukaryota; Apicomplexa; Aconoidasida; Haemosporida; Plasmodiidae. Bases 1 to 456 code for a protein of 151 amino acids. The record is from RefSeq and is a predicted model, not a curated record. The transcript is spliced from 4 exons.
AUGACUAAAAAAAAUAUAUUUAUGUUUUUUCGUUUGAUACAUUUUAAAAGUGCAAGAGAAUGGAAACAAUUCAUGAACCCAAAAAUAGAUAGAACUAGAAUAAAAAAAAUUAGAAAUGUUAGUGAAAAUGAUAUGAUUCAUAAACAUAGAAUACUAAAAUAUCCUUAUUUUAAAAUGAAAAGAAUUGGAAGUUAUAGUAAAAUAAUAAAAAAUAAUGAUUUCCUUUUUAAUAGAGACAUAGAAAUUUUGUAUGACUAUCGAUAUUGUUCUAUAUUUGAAAAGUUAAAAGAUAUUAUUUCAUUUUAUUUAAAAGGAAUAGUUAUAAAAGAAAAAUGUACUAAUGAUUUAUGUUUUGAAAUAUAUGACUGCUUACAAAAUAAAGUAUUAAUUAAAAGAAAAAAUGAAGAAUUAGAAGCUGAAGAAUUAUUUAAAGAAAUGCUUGAAAAAAUGAAAUAA